GUUUUAGACUGUCAUUAUUAUUGAUCUGCUGCAGGCACCGUACCUAACCUUUCAGAAUCAUCAUCUUCAUGGCGGAUGCCCCAGAGUGCAUAGUUAUCGGCGUCGACAAUUCUCGUUGGGUGCCCAUCGACUCUGAUAUCUUUCGGGAUCUAUGCGAUGCUAUUGAGUUCUAUUGCAGAGCCAAAUUUAAUGAAAAUUCAGAUACUGUUGUGGGCUUAUACACUAUGAGUUCCGUUAAUCCUGAACAUUUGGUUUAUCCCACUGGAUCUAUUGAAGAAUUAGUUGCUAAGUUCCCAGCUAUGAAUACCGGCUCUGGUCAGGUGGACCUUUUAAGCAUGUUCACAUUUGGCUGUAUGCCCUUGACUCAACACUCUCUCUUCAGUCAACAUAAAAACAAGAAAAAGAGGGUGGUUCUUUUCGUUGCAGGGCUUACGAAUCUGUCUCUUCUAUCUGCGGAGGAAACUGCAAUGGCAUGUAGAGGCAAGGGUAUAGCUAUUGAUGUUAUCGACUUGUAUACAGGUGGACCAACCCGAUAUCCUAUUUCUAACUACUCAUAUGGAAGAAAUGAGCUUGCAGCGUUAAUUAAAAUGCGCAAUGAUAAUGACGGCAAUGACAACUGCCACAUUGUACACGUUGGAUAACGUCCUAUUCGUGAUGCCCUAUCCAAGUCCGGUUUAUUAAAGUAACUCCCUUUCAGUCUGGGGAACAGAAUGUUAAUGCCCCAGAGUGCAUAGUUAUCGGUGUCGACAAUCCUCGUUGGGUGCCCUGUAACUCUGAUAUCUUUCGGGAUCUACGCGAUGCUAUUAAAUACUAUUGCGAAGCCAAAUUUAAGGAAAAUUCAGAUACUGUUGUGGGCUUAUUCACAAUGAGUUCCUUGAGUUCUAAACAUUUGGUUUAUCCCACUGGAUCUAUUGACGAAAUAGUAAUGAGUUCCCACGUAUGAAUGCCGGCUGUGGUCAGGUGGACCUUUUAGGCAUGUUCUCAUUUGGCUGUAUGCCCUUGGUAAAACGCUUCGGUCAACAUAGUAAUAAGAAAAAGAGACUCGUUGUUUUCGUUGGAGGGCUUACGAAUCUGUCUAUGCUAUUUGUGGAGGCAACUGCAAAGGCAUUUAGAGGCAAGGGUAUAGCUAUUGAUGUUAUCAACUUCUUUAAAGGUGAACCACCCAAAUAUCUUGGUUCUAACUACCCGUGUGGAAGAACGGAGCUUGAGGCGCUAAUUAGAUUGUGCAAUGGUUAUGACAAAGGCAACCACCGCUUUGUAGCCGUUGGAUCACGUUCUAUAUGUGACACCGUGUCCAGUUUAUUAAAAGUAAACCCCUUUCAAUACAAGGAGCCGAAUGUUACUGUUAAAAGAAAAUUUGGAGUAGAGGAAUCAAGUGCUGCUUGGGGAAGUAAAAGGAGAGCAAUAUAAGUAAACCCUUUUGAGUACAAGGAACAGAAUGUUACUGUUAAAAGGAAAUUUGGAGUAGAAGAAUCAAGUGUCUGCUUGGGGAAGUAAAAGGAGAGCAAUAAAAGUAAACCCUUUUGAGUACAAGGAACAGAAUGUUACUGUCAAAAGGAAAUUUGGAGUAGAAGAAUCAAGUGUCUGCUUGGGGAAGUAAAAGGAGAGCUGUGGAGGCCUGAUGCAUGCAUGCUGCCUAUUUGUGACCCUUUAUUUUGGUUGUUGAAAUGCACUGUUAAUGGAUAUGUAUGCUCUGCUGAAUUGUUAAUGUUUGUCUGUUCAACGGAUCACAUUAAGUGUGUGACUUGUUUACCUUCUAUCACGUGCUAUUUAUGUGCUGUAAAUCUGUAAUGUUGAUCGUUAUGCUUAAAGCAUAGAUAAAA
This is a messenger RNA of Erigeron canadensis, 1823 nucleotides long. RefSeq lists its product as uncharacterized. NCBI's taxonomy places the organism in Eukaryota, Viridiplantae, Streptophyta, Magnoliopsida, Asterales, Asteraceae. The record is from RefSeq and is a predicted model, not a curated record. The transcript is spliced from 9 exons. The coding region runs from base 69 to 641 and encodes 190 amino acids.